AUGAUUCCUAUCAACUAAGAUGUCAAAUAAGCAAGUCAAUAUUAAUAAUAAAAUCCGAAUUAUGAAAUUGAAUAAUUAGAGAUCUAAAAUUUUGAGAAUCAGCAACAUCAAUAAACAUAGUCUCAAGCAAAAGAAUCUUCUGAAGUAGUUGAAAAACUAAAUUAAAUUGAAUUCAACAAUCUUGAAAAUAUGAUUAACAAAGGUUAACUUUUCAUAAAUUAUUCAAAGGUUAACACCUACAAUAAAUGGGUCAAUAUCAAAAGGCAAUUGAAUUUUAUGACAAAGCACUGGUUAUUAGACCAUAAUUUGCAAAUUGUUUAAAUAUCAAAGGUAUAUUUGAAUCAAUUAUUUAAGGUGUCUGUCUAGAGAAAUUGGGUCAAUAUGAAUAAGCAAUUGAAUGGUAUGACAAAGCAUUGGCCAUUAAUCCAUAAUUUGUAGGAUGUUUACAUAAUAGAGGUAAAUUUAUAUAUAUUAUCUAAAGGUGUUUGUCUAUAUUAUAAGGGUCAAUAUGAAUAGGCAAUUGAAUGGUUUGAGAAAGCAUUGGCCAUAAAUCCAUAAUUUGUAAAUUCUUUAAAUAACAAAGGUAUAUUAAAAUAAAUCAUUUAAGGUGUCUGUCUAGAGAAAUUGGGUCAAUAUGAAGAGGCAAUUGAGUGGUCUGACAAAGCGUUGGCCAUCAAUCCCUAAUGUGUAAAUUCUUUAAGUAAUAAAGGUAUAUUUUAAUCUAUUAUUUAAAGGUGCUUGUCUAUAGAAAUUGGGUAAUUAUAAAUAAGCAAUUAAGUUGUAUGACGAAGCCUUGGUCAUCAAUCCUUAAUCUGUAAAUUAUUUAAAUAAUAAAGGUAUAUUUGAAUCAAUUAUUUAAGGUGUCUGUCUAGAGAAAUUGGGUCAAUAUGAAUUAGCAAUUGAAUGGUCUGACAAGGCGUUGGCCAUCAAUCCGUAAUCUGUAAAUUCUUUAAAUAAUAAAGGUAUAUUUGAAUCAAUUAUUUAAGGUGUCUGUCUAGAGAAAUUGGGUCAAUAUGAAUAAGCAAUUGAGUGGUAUGACAAAGCAUUGGCCAUCGAUCCGUAAUUUGUAGGAUGUUUACAUAAUAGAGGUAAAUUUAUAUAUAUUAUUUAAAGGUGUUUGUCUAUUUUAUAUGGGCCAAUAUGAAUAGGCAAUUGAAUGGUUUAAGAAAGCAUUAGCCGUCAAUCCAAAAUAUUUAAAUUCUUAAAUUAGAAAAGGUAUAUUUAAAUCAAUUAAUUUAAGGUUAAUGCUUAGAGAAAAUGGGUCAAUAUUAAUAGGCAAUUUAAUGUUAUGACAAAGCAUUGUUUAUCAAUCCAUAAUCUGUAAAUUCUUUAAAUAGCAAGUGUAUGUUAUUUUUAAAUAUUUUAAGGUGUAUGCCUAGAGAAAUUGGGUCAAUAUUAAAAGGCAAUUAAAUUUUAUGACAAAAUAUUGACAAUCAAUCCUUAAUCUUUCAAUUCUCUAAAUAGCAAAGGUAUACUAAAUCAAUUAUUUAGGUGUUUGCUUAGAGAAAAUGGGUUAAUAUUAAUAAGCAAUUUAAAGUUAUGACAAAGCAUUGAUCAUCAAUUCUUAAUUUGAAGGUUGUUUGCAUAACAAAGGUAUAUUUAAUCAACUAUUUAAAGGUGUAUGUCUAGAGAAAAUGUGUGAAUAUUAAUAGGCCAUUUAAUAGUAUGACAAAGCUUUGGGAAUCAAUCCUUAAUUUUUAAUUUCUAUAGAAGGUAAAGGUAUAUUAAAACAAUUAUUUAAAGGUGUAUGCCUAUUUAAAAUGGGUGAAUAUGAAUAAGCAAUUAAAUGGUUUGAUAAAGCUUUGGACAUCAAUCCGUAAGCUGUAAGCUCUGUCAAAGGCAUAGGUAUAUUUAAAUCAAUUAUUUAAAGGUUUUUGCCUAGAGAAAAUGGGUUAAUAUUAAUAAGCAAUUAAAUACUUUCACAUAGCAUUAGCCAUCACUCCGCAAUACGAAUAAUAAUACAAAGAUAUAAUUUAAUAAUUGUUUUAAUAAUUAUGA
Messenger RNA from Paramecium primaurelia, 1998 nucleotides. The record is from the annotation of a GenBank genome assembly. NCBI's taxonomy places the organism in Eukaryota, Ciliophora, Oligohymenophorea, Peniculida, Parameciidae.